Symbiodinium sp. CCMP2592 is the source of this 1452-nucleotide messenger RNA. The record is from the annotation of a GenBank genome assembly. Lineage: Eukaryota; Dinophyceae; Suessiales; Symbiodiniaceae.
AUGGAGACACUGCAAACUUCGGAUGACCAACCGGCUGUUGCUCCGGCGGCGGCAGGACCGGCUCGCUUGCUCGCAAGAUCGCUGUCCGCCGAUCCUGACUUGAACCCGGAGACAACUUCCAUGCUGAAUUUGCUCUCUGCCUGGUGCAUCGGCUUGCUGAUUGCGGUGGAAGGAACUUUGUCAGUCCCUUCCUUGCUUGGCUACGUGGAGUCUCUUGGGGGUGACAAGCAUGUCUAUGGGCUUUGUGCUGGCUGCUUCUCAAUGGCUCGUCUUCUUUGCAUGGGCUUCUACGGCUUUUGGGUGGACCGCAGGCCAUACAAGGAGGUCUUCGCUGUUAGCUUAGGGGCUUCGAUUUUUGCCAGCCUUCUCUACGCAGCAGCCCCAUCGCUUGGCUUGUGGGCCCUCUUGGCCUCCAGAGCAGCGCUGGGUGCAACGGCCGCUCAGGGAGUUGCGACGCAAGCGUUCAUUGCUCGGAACACCUCCCUGGCCGAUCGCACACACUACAUGGGCAUUUUCGUGCUCGUGGCCAACACACUGACACUGGCUGGUCCCGCUCUGAACCUUUUCAUUGUAUGGCUGCCUCACUUUACUUUGCACCUGGGGCCGAUCUCCUUGGUUUUUGACAACUUCACCUGGGUUGGCUACUUUUUGAUGCUGCUGCAGCUCCUGGCUUUGCUCUUCGUCCUGCGUGCUUUCCAAGAACCACUGCGCCGGCCUCCCGCCCCGCCACCGCAUUUGGGGCCCGUAGGCGAGUGCCUCACCCUUGGGGGCUUGCUUCCUUACAUGCGGCUCUUUGUCGACCCGUGGCUUCACAAGACAGGGGCCUGGUUCGUCUUCAUCCUUAAUUUCCGAAAUGCAUUUACCAUGUGCGCCAUCAACUUCGCCGUGCCCGUCAUCACAAGCCGGGACUAUGGAUGGACGCAGCUGCACAACUCCUACGUCUUUGUAGCUCUCUCUUUGGAGUCCAUCAUUUCCACUGCAAUCCUGCAGAGGGCUAGCAAACGGUUCAACGACCGAAACUUGAUGUCUACGUGGGCGUUAAUAAGCCACACAGGGCUCCUGGCCUAUGCAAGCCUGACAAGCUUUGGUGUCUCCUCGCUGCCUGUGGCAACGUUUAUCUCCAGUUUAGUGUGGUAUGAUUUCGGAUCGAGUAUGCCCCCAACACAGUCGCUGUACUCGAAGCUGAUUGGCAAGGGCAAUGCUGGAUUGUACUUUUCGGUCCUUCAGAGCAACACCUCCCUUGCCAAUGCCAUUUCAGGACAGUUGGUUGGUUUGGCUUAUGGCAGCUGGGGGGCACCAGCGCUCUGGGGCUUUGUCCAAGUAAUGUGGCUGGCCAGCUGGAUCAUGCUCUUCUUCAUGUGGAACCGACUGCAUCCAGAUUACAUCAGAGAGAUGCACAUGAAGCUGCACUACGAGCCAGAUCCUCCGUCCGUUUCCCUCCAGGGGGCCUGA